UAAAGAAUUUAUUAAAUAAAUGUACAAUAUUAUUAGUUGUUUCCAUUUUAAUGUAAUGUAAUGACUGUUGUGCCUUUACAAUAGUGCUACUGCGUAGUUCCAAAUCAGCCUAAAAUGUAAUACAUUUUAGGGCAUUAAUGACGAUCUAAAGAUAAAGGAAGUUUAACUCGUGUUUGAUUUCAAAAUCUCAGUGGUUAUAUAAAUGUAUUGUGCUAUACUUCUUGUUUCAGUAACAUUUGAAACAAACAAACAAACAAACAAACCCGAAAAAACCCCCACCCACAAAAAACCAUGGCUGCAGCUGAAAGUGAUGCUAAUCAAAAUGUUCACUCCGAGGUACUGGUUACUGACGAUUCAGGUACUGUAAAAAUAAACUGGGGUUUCAGUUCUAAAUUAAAGAGACAGAACACAUUUUCAGUUUAUUAACAGAGGAAACUUCCUUCCUCAUAAAUUGCUGCAAGGAAUCUGCUUGUAUCUGAAAAAUGUACAUUUGACUGGGGUGGUCUUGCAGUUCCUUCUUACUGCCGAUGGGUCGCCCAGUAUCUUUCUUACAUGGUCUGGAGCAUAUCUGAUUGCUUGGUCUAACACUAUGCAAGUAUUUGUGUAGGGAUUCUAGGUUACAGGAUUUUACAUCAGGAAUUGAUUUAGUGUUUUCCUCCUUACUUCCCUUUCUUUUUUUCUUUUUUUCCCCCCAUUAUUUCAAGCAGUAGAAAUGUUCAGGUUAAUUCUAGUAUUUGGUGAAUAAGAGAGUCCUAGAAACUGUCUCUAAGAAGCAAUACAGAAGUAUUUAGUUUGUCUUGUCUUUCCUCUUUUAAGUGUAAGACUGUUAAUUUCUUGAUAUUUCUGAGCACCUUGUUAAGGUGAAUGUUUUUGCACUUCUUGUAUGUGUCCAGUUGUUUAAUAUACUCUAUUGAGGAACUUUCCCUGAUGCUGAAUCUAAACUUUCUCUGGCAACAGUUUGUCCUAGAAAACACUUGGAGACUCCUAAACAACCCUACUCCUUUCAUUCUUCUACAACCUCACAGCAAAAAUCAGAGUUUAGUACUGAAAGAUGAAACUAUCUUUAAGGAUUCAAAAUACAAUCUUUUCUAUUCCCAAACUUACAGGAUUUCCUCUGUUAAGGUAUAAAAAGAAAGCUGCAAUAAGGAAAUCUCCAGUGAUAGAAACAUAGGAAGGAAUUAUGGAAAAUAAGAUCACAAAGAACAAAAUUCUUUUAGAUUCCAGUUCUGGAAGCUGCUUGAGGAUAAAUUAAAGUGAAUCCUUCAUUUGGGGUAUUGGUGUCUUAGUUGUAGACAUCAUUAGUGUAAACAAUACCAUCUAUAUAUUUUACUUCUGCUGAAGUGAUUAAUAGGCCUGCCAUCAUGGAAGCUAGCACCUUUCCAAGGGAACUGGCUCAGCAACUUUAAAGUUAACAGACCAGAAAGUAAAUUUUAAAAGACUGUCACAUGAAAAUGAAAGGCACUCCUCAUCACCUACAGCUUAAUAACUUGUAAUUAAUAGUAAAUACAUAAAGGAAAUUUAUAUAGCCUUUGUGAUGUUUAUAUGAAGUUGUAAAUGGACAAGCCUACAGUUCAGUCCAUUGAGAGAGAGUAAGAAUAUAUAUGAAUGAAGACAUAAUGAACUUUCUUACAGAAAUCUUAAUUCUAAAAAGUAUAAAACAUUCCCUGAGAAGACUGAAAUGCCUCUUAUCUGCAAAGAAAUCUGACUUAUGUUGAGCACUAGUUACAGAAGCAGAAGUUCAAAGUGUUUUCUCUGGCUUUAAAGAUUUUUAAUCUGUAUCAACUAACUAAAAGCUAGAUGAACAAGAUCAUUUAAGGUCAUUCCAUCAGUGAUGUUUAUCAUAUUAGUGCAACAGAAUAGACCCAUGCUAUUCAACUUUCUUAUGAGUGCUUGACUCUGUUGGCAGCAGCAGGAUGUAUAAACAGUAGAAAUUGGGGAAAGACUUUCUGCUUGUAAAAAAUAGCUACUUGAGCUAAUUAUGGAAUGGGAAUGGUGAUUUUUAGAUGCCUACACUAAAUGCCAGAUUCUCCUUAUGUUUUUCAGAAGUGUGGAAGAAGUAUGCAAUUGUAACUCUUAAAGGUUAAAAUACUGCUGAAAGUCGUCCCAAUAAAAGUCAUCAUAGAAGCUUAUGAACUGCCAGUUUUCUCCUAAUUUCUUUAUCUUGACUUCAGAAAUCCCAAAAUCCAUUAGGCAUUGAUUUUAAUCUUUAUUUAGGAUUCACAUGUAGCUAAUCUUGUUCAAAUUCCCUCUGCCUCCUUAUUUUCCUCCCCCCUCUUUUCCUUCUGUCAGCCCUUCAUUUUUCAUCAGUUUGCCUUAAAGGCCCAGAUUGGAUGAGUCAGUGAUUCCAACCUGUAUUUGCUUAGAUACCAACUCCCUUUUAGGGAUAGCAAUAUCAUGCUUUAGCUCAGUAGGCAGUCAUGCUUUUUGAACAAUUUUGACAUCUGGAACUUUCUUUUAUUAGAUAUUGACCGCUGCACUCCUCUCUAUUUGAAAAAAUCAUGCUCUCUAGGUUUGCUUUUUAAAAAACCAACAAAACAAACAAACCAAAAAAAAACCAACACAAAACCCCCAGCUCUUGGCUGCACUGAUAUCACCAAUACAAUGAAGAGUUAGAGUGGUUUAAUCAUUUUCCUUUCUUGUCUACUUGUCAGUUGUUCAUUCAUUUUUGGUCACUUGAACAUCUAUCUAUUUCCCUUCCUGCCUCCCACUGGUCCUCCCCUCCUCCUCACUCCCAGGGAACCUUAACACUGGCAUUGCCAGACCUCAUGGCUCUGAAUUUUGGUUUGUUUGACUUGACAGUUUGGAGGGAAGCUAAUACUAUGUCUUUUCCUUGCUAAGUAAAGAACAAACUGCAGGCACCUGGAAUAAGACAGGCUGAAAAGCCUGGUGAGAAGCAGAUCUUUCAUGCUGCCACCGCAGCAGCAUCUGAGUGCUUGCUUGAGCAGGCACAAGAUGCUUCUAAUGCACCAGAAAUGCCACUAUUGCUUGAUGCUCUGGAGCAUCCACAUGCAACCACAUGCCCAGAUUAGGGGUCUCUCACUUAGAGGAGGUGAGGAGGGAGGGAACAUUUUCCACUCUGCUUAAUUCUGUCUUCAUCUGUAAAGCCAGGAGAAAGCUGGAAGGGGAACACAUGAUGGUAUUGUUCUGUGUUAUUUUUUUUUCUAAUUAGCCAAAGUAUUGGAAAUGCUUCUGUCUCUUUAAAAUGGUGUGGUAUUUUGUGCUGUGACUAUUACUGUACGUGAAGUUAUUUGAGUGAACAGAAUAACUUCAUGUGUGUUGAGGUGUGAGGUGACCUCAUUAUUCCUAAAUCUGUUCCUUUUUUGUAGCACUUUUUAUUCAGCUCUGCUCUUUCAGCUGCUCGAGUGUUUUUAUUUCUGCUCUGGUUGUGUAACAGAUUUUUUUUAAAAUUUCAGAAUCAUAGCAACAUAAAUUGGUUAGUUGAGCCAACCUGGCAGAAAUUAGCUGCUCAUAAAUAAGACAAUAAUAGAGCAAGAUUAAACAGGUUUUGUGGCUUAAUAGAAUAAGAAGCUAUACUUGCCAGAUUUUACUUUGAUGCAAGGAUGUUGAUUAAUGCAAGAGAUGUUUCAUUCCAAUCAAGACUUCUGUUAAAGACAUUUUAAAAAAUUAUCAUUUUGCCAUUGCUUGCACAGUCAGAACUUCAGAGAGGUGUUGUGUUGAACACUUCGGCAAAUUGGCGUUCCCUGUCUGCCUUCAGAAGAGCAUGUCCUGGGGAGCACUGGCACUCUGCAGUCAGUGCUUGCUCUGGGGCAGAGGUGCAUAUCUCCAGGGAGACGCUGCUCCCUUCAGUGCUUUCUGCUUUUGCUGUCACUGAGGACUGUGCUGUUGGGACUUUUAUCUGGAAAUGAGGCACCUGUCCACUCACAAAGAAAAGAAAAAGUAUUUCUCAAAGUUCACUUGGUGGUCUCCAGGCAGCCUUGGUGGUCGUACUGAGUAGAAUUUCUUUGAAGAGACAGAUUAGAGGUGGAUGACUGCAUAUCCCAUUGAAAAUGCCAUAUAUUGAUAAUUUUUAUAUGCUAACUUGAAAGUUUUUCCAUUUAGACCUCCAGCAUUUAAGGGACACAUGAGAGACAAGAUUGCAACUCCGUUGCUUGAGAACUCUCUAUCACCUCCUUAGUUGUUCCUGUGGGACAUGCUUGUCUAGAUAACGGAUCCCAUCUUUUGUAUCCUUAAUCACUCAUCAGAAACUUCCUGGCUCCAGUGGUGUUUACCUAGUUCAUUUUCUGCUGCUCUCUCUUGGUUUCUCAUACUAGCUUCAAUAUUCUCCACUGAUCGCAUUUAGCUCUGGAGCACUUGAGUGAGUUGGUGAUCUGUGGGGUUUUUACUGAGCAGGUAAGUUUUCCGACCAAGUGUGUUUCCCAAGUUUAGUCUAGUGCCUAUGCCAAACCUAUACUUGCAUAAAUAACCUGCAUAUCUACAAUUACAUAUAACAAGUUUUUAGCAGUUCCACUGCCUCCAUUUCUUGUUGCAUUGAAAAUAGGUCCAAAUGAAAUUUUGGCCAGAGGGGCAAAAAUUUUAGUUUGGCAUCAGUGGAUGGGAUUUCUGCCAGUUCAGGUAUGUGAAUUAUGUAAUUAAUAUCUGCUAAUGUAAAAGCAAAACACACCAUAUGUGUUUUAGGGGCUUUACAUGAACUGGAGUUGUUUGGGGAAUAACUAGGACCUUUUAAAUGCCUACUGCAUUGCGCUUUUCAUCUAUCAAGACCUAUUUGCAGGCAAGCCAGUUGAAGGAAAACAUUUUAUUUUUGUCUUUAAACUUUGCAUUGAGCUUAAUUUUGUCACUUCACCAUUUAACCCUCUUUCAUUUAAUAUUUUGACAUAUAACAAAAGCUUGUGUUUCAAUUUUCAACCCUGCUUAAACAGAGAAAGGCUAUGGCAAUGGUGGCAGGCAGUUCAGAUGUGACUGAGAUAAAGCUGAUAUUAGGAAGUUAUAGGGAGAGUGGUUUCUGCCUCUUCAUUGCCAGAUUGUCCACCACUUAUCUUCAUGUCUGUUGUCUGAGUGAUGCUGCUUCUCAGCUGUUGCUACGAAAAGUCCUUUGAUAACCUUGUGUGAUGAUUAAAUGGUACUAAUUAUCCCCACCUAGGAGGCUGUUUCAUGGUCAUUCAGGCAUCUCCAACUUUGAUGGUAGAUUAUGUUAUCCCUGUAAGAGGUACCUCUUGACACCUAUGCAUUACCAUAUUGUAAUGUCCAUCUGUUGGUUUUCAAGGUGGAUCUUAGUCAUGGGGUUCAAAUCGAAAAGACUGCAAAGGACCUGAACAGCUGCAGAAUGUGCUCAGGGAAGUGACCACAGCUAUGAUCCACAGAGUUUCUGCUCAGGUACCUGUGCAGUCUUUCGGAUGAUCCCGAGCCCUUCUGUGAGCUCUCAUGGUCUGAAUUAAUCCUGGCUUGCUGGUUAUUUGGAGGGAUGCUAGAUCUAGUGCAGUGUUGUGGGAGGAAGGCUUGAGGGGGCUGCGUGAGGUGAUUUAUUGUCUGCAGAGAAUCUUGGUCUGUCAGGUGCUGGAGUGGCAUAAGCAGCCCUUAUAGAUGGGUCAAAAUACCAUGCAUUUUGUCAAACCAAAGUAGUUUCAUCUUCCUAUUCUUUUUUUUUUUAGCUCUUUUUAAUUAAAAUGAAAUUGGGCAGAAGUGAUUCUCUUGGUUCCUGAGAAUGUUGCAUUAGUGAAAUAAAAUGUCUCUAAAGAAAGAAGUUGCUAAAGUCAUUAUUACACAUAAAUCUUGAUAUAUCUACCAAAAAAAAAACUUGCCAUGAGAUGCCUCAGAGGAGAAAGCAACAGGGGGGAUAUAACUCUCAAGCUUUUUAUUUUAUCUUCUCUCAUUUACAGUUCAAUCCCAUUUGUCUGUGUUUUAUGCAAAUUAUUCUGUAUGUCUAUAUUUCCAAUGCUUAGAAAGAAGGGGUUGCUAAGCAGCCUAAGAUUGUUCAAUGUUUUUCCAAAUACAUGUUUUUAAUUGACUUGACAGAGGGAAAUUUGAGAAAUCUGAUAUUAGUAAAUGCACUAUGUACAACAGAUUAAUUAAAAUUUUCCCCUGUUAAAGGCUUUAUCUUCUGACUUAAAAAGUCUCUGCAAUUGAUAUGCAAAUGCCAAGGACCUCUGUUGAAACUGGAUAAAAACCAUAAAGUUUUGUUUCACAUUGAGAAAGUAUAGUCUUUCUCUAGAUCUUGAAUUUCCUGAGAAGCACUUUUUGGUCUUAACACCAUCAGGAUGUGAAAGCGUAAGCAUAAACACUUGUUGUUGAUCUUUGGGUAAAACUUGUAAGACAUGAUUUUGAACAAACACCAUGCAAGAAUUGAAAAGACAUCAUUAAAACAUUAAUUUCCUGUUGUGGAUUUUACUGCAUGAUGGUUCCCAAGAGAAUUGAAAAUUAGACCUCCAUUUGUAUGCCAAACUACAGAUCUGAGAGCCUAUCUUUACUGGGUAUAUUUUCCCUUAAAUCCUAUUGCAAAUGUGUGUUUGUAGAAGACCGGCAUCUCUGCGAGUGGAGCUACUGGAUCCAUGGGAAGUUUUAUCCAGAGCACAGAGAAGUACUGUAGUAGGCUUUGACUCAGCUGGUGUUGAUUGAGAACUGCAUAAUGAAGCCUUUUUGGGGUUUUAUAUUCAAAAUUUUAUUGCUUUCUAAGAGGAAUUUGCAUCAUUGUUGCUUCUUUUAUGGUGAAUAAAGUCUGCUUAAUGCUUGUCUCCAUUUCAUGGUACUAUAGGAUGCUUCAGAAAAUACUAAUGUCUGGCACAAAUUUUCUUGGAAAAUGCAGCCUCCUGAUUUCAUGGUAGCUAUUGACAUUAAAUUGUUCUUGUAAAAGUAAAAACAUGGAUAAUACUAUAAUGUCAGGAAUUUUCUUACUUUUUUAAAGCCCCUGCUGUUAUUCAUAACACCUAUAAAGCGUUGCCCAGUAUCCCCAGUAUACCUUAUUUCCCUUGUGGGACAAGUAAGCUACUUUUGGCUUUGUAGCUGGGGAAGACUGAGCAAAAAGCAAUUACAUAAACUAAUAUAUCAAAUGUAAGAUCACCUGGAAUGUCUUAGCUGUCAAUCUGAAAUCACUUUGACUCUUGCUGGUUAAAAUCUCCCUUAGCAUUUUCCCCAGGGAGAGCGCUAAGAACAGGGUGCUGAAGUACAUGCCCAGCCUUAUUUCUAAGGCUGUUCCUACAAGUUUCCUAUCAUGUUACAAUAUGUCCUUCAGAGUUCUCUUAAAAGCAGCAACAAAAAAAAAAAAGGCAAACAAGCCCUUCUCUUUGGUGAUUUCAUGGCUUUUGUUUCUUCCUCAGAGAAGAUCAAGUCUGGAGUUUUUCUGACUUCGUCUGAAAUUGUAGGCAUGAUCAAUUUGUUUAAGAAACCUUACAAGAAAAAGGCAGGCAAAUUCCAGCCUUUCAAGAAGCUCUUCAGCAAGAGGAAGAAAAGAGAGCCUGCCUCAGACUGUGAGGAACCCAAGCUGAAGCCCAGCCACUCCUUCAGCAAUAUCUGCAACGGCACCCUCUCCUCCGAUGAAGAGCCAAACAGUGGGCUGAGAUCCUCCCAUUAUUCUAUGGGCAGUCGAGCUUUUUCCCAUGACAGUAUUUUUAUACCUGAUGGGAGAACAGAAGGUGAACAGGCCAUUCAAGCAAUGUCACAGGAGAACGUUUUAGGAAAAGUCAAAACUCUUCAGCAACAGUUGGCCAAGAAUAUAAAAUUUGGGCAGCCUCCACAAAUGACAGUUUCUGCGAGGACAAUGGGGGAAGCAAACACUAGUAUAGAAGAGGAUGUGUUGCUCAGCAGCCCCAUGGAGAUUGAGACUCAGCAGGUCACAGUGAUCUCAGGCAGUGGUAAUAAAUGCACUGACACACCAGAUUUCUUGAGAAUGCUAAAUUUGCCUGGAACAGGACAUGAAGUGGAAGAAAAGGUCACUCCAGUCAAAUCAACUCGGCCAAAAAGACAAUUUUCCUGUUCUGGUACAAUUGAAACAAUCAAUUUGGAUUCAGUUCCCCAGGCUGUUGCUCGUCUAGACAACAGUGCAGCUAAGCACAAGCUGUCAGUGAAGCCAAAAAAGCAGAGGGUAUCAGGAAAGCACAAGAGACUAACAAAGGGAUCACAAAGUUUAACAAUAACAGAAUUUGAGCCAGAGGACCUGGAAACUCAGCUGUAUGAAGACAUAUAUCCAGGUUAUAAUGGACACUUCAUAGCAGACAAGCUAAUCCAGGGCAGAAAUGAGCAGAAGCAGCUUCAGCUUGCAGAGGAAAAAAGAAUUGAAGAUCACUGGGGGAUCCUUGAGGCUGAAAGGAUAAGACAGAUUGUAGAAAUGGAUGAACAAAGAGAAAUGGAAGAAAAAAGGUGCCAAGAACUUGAACAGAUGCGCAAAGAACAGGAGAAAAGGUGUUGUGAAGAAGAGAGGAGGCAGUAUCUCCUUGAGAGAGAGAUAUCUUUGGAAACAGAAGAGCAAACAUGCUAUAAAGAGGAGAGAAGACUGAUAGAGACUGAAAAGAGGCAAGAGCUGGAGAAGAUGAGGUGUCAGGAACUCGAGAAGCAAAGGCAGAAGGAGUUGGAGGAGCAACAAAGUCAAGAGCUGGAGGUGCAAAAGCUCAAGGAACAAGAAGAGCAACAGAGACAAGAGCUGGAGGUGCAAAAGCUCAAGGAACAGGAGGAGCAACAGAGACAAGAGCUGGAGGUGCCAAAGCUCAAGGAACAGGAGGAGCAACAGAGACAAGAGCUGGAGGUGCAAAAGCUCAGGGAACAGGAGGAGCAACAGAGACAAGAGCUGGAGGUGCAAAAGCUCAGGGAACAGGAGGAGCAACAGAGACAAGAGCUGGAGGUGCAGAAGCUCAAGGAACGGGAGGAGCAACAGAGACGAGAGCUGGAGGUGCGGAAGCUCAAGGAACAAGAAGAGCAAAAGAGACAAGAGCUGGAGGACCAGAGGUGUAGGGAACGGGAGGAACAUCAGAGACAAGAGCUAGAUGAACGGAAGCACUGGGAACAGGAGGAGCAGAGACAUAAGGAAUUGGAGGAGCAGAGACAUAAGGAAUUGGAGGAGCAGAGACAUAAGGAAUUGGAGGAGCAGAGGCAUCAGGAAUUGGAGGAGCAGAGGUAUCAGGAAUGGGAAGAGAAGAAGUGCAAAGAGCUGGAGGAGAAGCAGAGACAAGAGGUGAAGGAGCAGAAGAGGAUAGCGCUGGAAGAAUUAGGGCAACACAGGACUGAAAAAGAGUGUCAAGAGGAAGAAGAAAGAAAUUGGCUGGAGGAACCAAAAGUACUCAAGGAACAAAAUAAGGAAGAAAUACAGAGAGGAGACCUAGAAGAGAAAGAGCUUCAAGUCACUGAAAUAAAACUGAAGGAGAAAGAACCUGAGAGCCUCAAACAAGAGAAAAAACAGGAGGAACAAAGGCAUUUGAAGGAGAAAGGAGAAAAGACAGAUAAGGAACAACCCCAGCAAGUAAUAGACAAGAAAAAGAAACGGGAAGAGCAGAGGAAACACAAGCUCACAAAACAAAUGCACAUGGAAAGUUCAGAGGGUGUGCCACAAGAUGAACUGAAGCAGCAGAAGGAACAAAAUGGACAAGAAUGGAAUGAGCUGAAAGAGCAGAAGACAGACACAGAAGGACAAAAUCUUCAGCAAACCCAAGAAAUAUCCUCGGAACAGCCACAAGACAAGGAUCAGUUCUGUUCCGGAGGGGCUGAUAGGCAUCCAACAGAGGAGAAGCUCCAAGAAGGAUCAAGAGCCCAAAAUCUCAAACAGCCAGAAAAAGGGAAUAAAACAGCAGAAGAAAUGCUAGCCCAGAAACUGAAGAGAGAUGUUGAAGCUCAGGAGCAAAAGCGCAUAGGGGAAGAACUUCGGUGGCAAGAGGUAGAUGAAAGACAAACUGCAUCCAGACCCUUCACAUUUCAAGUGUCUUCUGGAGAUAAACAGAUCAUAUUUCAGAAAGUAAAUCUGAGUCCUGUCACACCCACCAAAGGAACAGGACUCUCUUCUCCAUCUGUCAAAGACUGUAGGGUGCACACCAUCAGUAAGGGCUCUCACACCCUCCCGUCAUCUGCGUGUGUACCCCACACAGCUAUUUUGGUUACUGGAGCACAGCUGUGUGGCACAGCAGUUAACCUGAACCAGAUUAAGGACACGGCUUGCAAAUCAUUACUUGGCUUAACAGAAGAGAGGAAAAAUGUGGAAAUUCCUUCACCAGAGAAGUCCCAGAAAAAAAAACAGGAUCCCAAACCUAGCAGCAGUAAAAUUAAACACGCUCAAGAGACAUUGAACAACCAGGCCGUACUAGCUGAGUGGGCCUCUAUUCGCUCCAGAAUACUGAAGAAUGCAGAAAACAACAAAUAUAAUGAGAGAGACCGAGUAAGUGUCUGCAGGCACAGUGAUGACUGGACACCCCGAGGACGGGGUGCUCCCCAUGGUAAUUUAAGGAAAACCCUUUCUGCAAAUGCAAAGUUCUCAAUAACACCAGCAUGGCAGAAAUUUUCAGAAGUUUCAAGAAUCAGUUCAGACCCUGAGAAUGUAAGUGUGGCAAAAGGUAAUGUGGGGAGAAACACUGGCUCAUCUGCUGAUUUGAAGGAGGAUGUGGCUACCACUUUUAAGGACAAUUUAGUUGAAAAGGCUAAGGAGAAAGUGGAAACCCAUAGUGAAGUGACAGACAAUACAGAAGGCUGUAAAUUUGCAAAAGAUCUUCCAUCUUUUCUUGUUCCAAGUUUUCCUCAUUCUCCAGGUAAAGAAUUACCUAAGCCAGAACUUCCCAGUGCUCUGGAAAAUCAGCAAAAUAACAGCACAAAAAAAGCAGAUAAACCGUCACCAAAUGGAGAAGAAAAUGUUUCUCCUUUUGGGAUAAAGUUACGAAGGACAAACUACUCUUUACGUUUCCAUUAUGAUCAACAGGCAGAGCAAAGGAAAAAGAAAAGAUACAGUGCAGGAGACAGUUUUGACGGUGUGCCUGACCCACUCACCUCAACAGAAGGUGAGAAAGAAUCCGCUGUUUUUGCUCCACAAGAGAGUACAUCCCCUGACAUGGGGAGAGCAAAUGUCCCCGGUAAUUUAAAAGACUCUUCAAUUACUGUGACUGAGUUUUCACAGCCAGUGGGCACACCAGCGAUCCCACCAGCGACUGGCCAGAGCGCUUUAUCUGCUCAUGAGAAACCAGCAUGCAAGUCAGUGGUCCCACAGAAACCUGCUAUAGCUCCAAAGCCCACCAGCCAAACCCCACCAUCAUCUCCUCUCUCUAAAAUGAACAGAUCAAACCUAUCUGAAAUGCUGGGGCAAAGGGUGGCUAAAGCUGAAUCAGAUGGUGGCUGGAGAAAAGAAGACAGAGCAAAUGCAGUGCAGCUCACACCAUCCGAUGAGUACAAAAAUGAAGAGGAAGAAAUCAAAGAAAAGAAGUCAUUUUUCCCAUCUCUAAGUAUUCCAUGGAGAGAAAAAAAUGACAAAAAGCCUGAGCCAUUGAAGAAAGAAAAGCCUGUCCUCCAGAGCAGGCACUCUUUAGAUGGCUCUAAAUUGAUGGAAAAAGUGGAAACUUCACAACCGCUUUGGAUUACAUUGGCACUGCAAAAGCAAAAGGGAUUUCGUGAGCAGCAAGCCACAAGGGAAGAGAGGAGACAAGCUAGAGAGGCAAAGCAAGCAGAGAAGUUGGCUAAAGAAAAUGCUGCUGUAAGUAAUCAGUCAGAUAAUAAAAGUAGCAGCAGCAAAACGAGCACACUGCAGAAAUCUACAACUCAAGAAGGGGAGAAGAAAACUGAGACUGCUGUGUCAAGACUAGAAAGAAGGGAGCAGCUAAAAAAGUCAAACACCCUUCCAACAUCUGUGACAGUGGAAAUUUCAGACUCUGUUCCAUCAACCCCACUGACAAAAGAGGUGGCCAAGAGAUUCUCUACGCCUGAUGCUAACCCUGUGUCAACAGAACCAGCCUGGCUUGCAUUAGCCAAGAGGAAAGCAAAAGCCUGGAGUGACUGUCCACAGAUCAUAAAGUAAACUGUAAAACUACAUCUCUAUUGCUAUUAAUUGCUUUCUUUUAUUUAUUCUGCAUUUUACACAUGACAAAAUUGAAAAUGCAUGUAUGGAAGGACUGAAAAUUGAACUGAUUACCAUUUUGCUCUAGCUCACUGUUAAGCCUACUCAAGUCAUAUAUUCCAUUGCUUUGACAAAUAGCUAAAUGAGGUCAUGGCAAAAAUUUCACAGCCAGACUCUCAAAAACUUAAAAAUGCUCAGAUACUGGAUGUAAAUUUUAGUGAGUAUCGUAAUAAGGGCCAGAACUUCAGUUCAGAUGCUUCUUAAAUUCUGUGGGUACUCGGUUCUGGAAUUUUAGAUCUCUAUACUUUAAUCGAGAUCUCAGAAUUUUUUUUCAGCAGUCUGUUGUUAAAAUUAAAGCAAGAUGCAUGUUCCCUUCUCUUAUUCAUAAUUUUAAAAAAAAUGUUAAACUGUAUGAACUGUCAGUUCUGCCUGCUAUUUGAAAGCUUUUUCCCUAAUGAAGAACUUCGGGAUAUACUGUUCUACAUGCAAAUAAUAAGCAGAAAGAUGGUACCAUCCAAAUGCUGAGGUAAUUUCUUCCAUUGUAGUAUUAAUAUACUACAUCUAUAUUCCCUCAUUCCUAGGAAGAAAACAAUUAAUCCUACUUUAAAAACCCCACAGUUAUUUAAGCAAAUAUCAUUAAGUUUUCAAAAAGAAGCAAAGAAGUCAGUGUUUCUUCUAGUAAUUUAAAUGCAUCACUGUUUGUGCUUGGCCAUAUUUAAGAUGCAUAGAGACAGUGAUUGCAGAUUACAACUUUAAAUCAAUUGAAUGACUGGAAUUAAACUGUUCUACACUGCAAAUGUAGCUGUGGAAUUUGUCUCAGUAAGUUCCCACAGGAGUAAGACUGGCAGAACUGAAGUUAACUGAGAAUGGAAAGCUAAGUCAGUGAGACUCUCAGGAGUUUUAACUCGGCAUUCUUCCCGAUUUUACUCCUGAUUUUACAUGCAACUUCAGGUAGUUCAGAUAACUUCCUGUACUUUGACCAAUACAGCUAGAUCACUUCAGAAAAGGUUACUUACCCCAUCUCAGGUAUCUGCUGUGGCAAUUGAAAACUUUAUUACUUCACCUAACUAAAAUAAAAAUGUUCACUCCCUCUCUCUUACAAAAAAGGAUAAAGUUUAAGAUGUAAUAAAAAUGUCGCUAUCCUCAACAUCCCAUAGAAAUAGCUAGGUCUGCAUUUUUGAAAGUCACGCUAUUAAAUAGUUCACUUGAGUUUGUUUUACAAGGAAGACUUUAAAAAAUCUGAAUAUCUCCUUAUAUCCAUAGGGCUUAAAAGAACCUUUAAGCCUACAACAUCAUAAAAGGAGACAUUUUCAUAAAAUGAAGACAUAUCAUUAUAGAAUGAUGCCACAUAUGCUUCAUGGAAGUGUUUUAGCCAAACUGCUGUAUGCAGCAUAAGGAGUAGCACUUUAUGCAGAAAACAGAAUGAAACCUGCUGUAUCCUCCUGUUCUCAGAAUCAAACAGCAAGUCAUUGUCGAGUACAGCCUUUCCCACCAAACAGUGGCUCCCUAUCAUGGUUACAAUAGCACAAACACAGUGGACGUGAUAGAUUGAGAAGAUAUGCAGCAGCAAAAUGGGCUUUCUUGGUCAAAAGCCAUCAGUUUUGCUCAGUUUCAUAUUUAAAACAGAAUCUCUAAAGUAACUUUUUACUGUUAAUAUAAGUAAUUAUUAUGUUUUAAACAGAAACAGGGCAAUGCUGCUCUCAAAUGCUUAGGAGAAAAAAAACCUUAAUGCCUUCAAUGUCCGAAGAAAGAAUUGGCUCCUUAAUUCUUCUUGCUCUGCUAGCACCAGGAAUUAGUGCAUCUUAAGUUAUAUUUAAGGUUUUUUCCAAGUUUGUUUGCCUGCAGUACCUAUUUGUAAUCUAAACUGCCCGAACCCCAUCUUUACAAUUAUUUCUUGGGAGGGGGAGCCAGGUAGACAUACAGAGAAGGUGAAGUAAAUCAGGAUUAAAAAUACUGGUACUCUGAAAAGCAUAGCAAAGUUAGGUGCUAUUGUGCAUGACAUAAGGAUGCAAUUUUCCAAUACAAUCCAUUUACAGCACAUAGAAUAAGUUUUCAUUAAGGAUGGUCUUAAGCUGAAGCUUCAAAGCAGAGGGUUUUUUUCAACCAUAAAGGUAUCUAGUGUAACAAUGGAAACUGUUACAUGCAGUACUUGAUGGAAACAUUUCUAAAGUGUACACGUGCAACAGUGACAUUUCAUGUUAAAUUAACAAAAAUUUGCACUAAAUACCAACGAAGUGAAGUGUUACUUUGCUUUAGCUUUGUUGCAACCAUUUCUGAUAAAGUAUUGGAAAUCUGUAAAAAUAAACCCAGCUUAAAACAGCAAAAAUAUUUUAAGAACUGAACAAGCCACUAUGUAGUAUAUUGUCUCAAAUUUUUGUAACUUAUACAAACACAAAAUACCAUUUCUUCUGACAAGGUUAUAUAUGAUUAACCUCUAUGUUCAUAUAGUAAUGUAUAAAAACUAUAAGAUGUACAAUUGUGGGGUAUUCGUUGUGUACUUUUUUAAUUUUUCAAAUGUUUUAAAGUGCAAUUGUUUAUUAUACUAAUGUCAUUUUAAUUCUUAUUAAACUAUAACCCAGUCAAAAUUAUCUA
This is a messenger RNA of Corapipo altera (White-ruffed manakin), 14557 nucleotides long. RefSeq names its product KIAA1211 ortholog (gene CRACD). The record is from RefSeq and is a predicted model, not a curated record. Bases 7163 to 11926 code for a protein of 1587 amino acids. The transcript is spliced from 10 exons. Lineage: Eukaryota; Metazoa; Chordata; Aves; Passeriformes; Pipridae. Gene Ontology annotation, biological process: maintenance of gastrointestinal epithelium; negative regulation of barbed-end actin filament capping.